Messenger RNA from Anthonomus grandis grandis, 5726 nucleotides. RefSeq lists its product as uncharacterized. The transcript has 13 exons. The record is from RefSeq and is a predicted model, not a curated record. Gene Ontology annotation, cellular component: membrane. The coding region runs from base 34 to 5706 and encodes 1890 amino acids. NCBI's taxonomy places the organism in Eukaryota, Metazoa, Arthropoda, Insecta, Coleoptera, Curculionidae.
UUAAAAAAUACUUACGAAUUAAGUGUGUUUAAAAUGGCUUUUAUAAGCCUAAUCCUAACGGCCCAGAGCCUUAUCAAACUGAAAAAAGCCCUAGAAGAAGAAAAACUCGAGUCCAUAAAAGCAAGCGAAGAUGUCCACGUGAAGAAAAAGUUCAAAUUCAGCCACAUCGGAGUGGAUAUCAAGGAAACCGUAAAAAAUUUCUUCAAAAAGCUCUUUAGGUGCUCAGAAAGCGCCCCGUGCUAUAAAACGUGCUAUAAAUUGGGGCAUGAGGGCAGUUGCGAAAAUUAUACUUUGAAGAGCAUACUCGGAUUCUUCGGAGGAGUUUUUCUCACUUAUUUCUGUUAUAUUUUGUUCAUUUUUCAGCUUAAUGUUAAGCUCACUAGUGCCACGUGGAUUUGCUCGUUUUUGGGUUGUAUUUUGACCGUUGGGUUAGCUUUUAGUUCUAAGGUUAGAUGUGUUGUUUUAUUGACGCUUCCUCAAUUUUUUUCAAAACGUGGCAGACAAGCGUUUUUGGCUUACGCCUUCGUUUUGGCGCUCACCGGUCCUGCGCAGAACACCUUAAAUAAUUUGGGUAUUCUGAGUGAGUCUUUGGCUUGUGGACAAGAACAAUUAAAACAAGCGGUAAGACAAAUUAUCGACGUGAUUAAAAAACCCUUUCUAGCAAUUAAAGAGGCAAUCAAGAAAGUGAUCAAAACGGUGAAGGAAGUUAUUAAGAAAAUUAAGGAGAUUUUGCUGAAGAUUAAAAGAGUUAUUAUGGCUUUAGUGCGAGUCAUUAAAUCCGUCUUCGAAUUUAUUGGUAGAAUCAUCAACAUUUGCAACAAAGAAUUGGGAACACCAUUCGAAAGGUGCAGCAGAGUUUUUGAAAACGCCAUUGCUGACUGUAACGCCAAACUGGGACCACUUUUCAACUGGUUAUGCUCCCUCACUUACAUAGUCAAAGCAGUUUGUUAUAUCGUCAAAAUUUUUGACUACGUUUGCAUGAUCGUUGAUUUUAUUAGCAACUCCGUAGUAGGGGUCAUAAUAAAAAAAGUAAAAAACUUCGUUCGUCAUAUUAAAACCAUGUUCUACGUAAGAAUAAAAUUCUCUCACUCCUUUAAAUUCCAAACUGUAGCGUCUAAAAGCAUUAAGGAUAUCGCCAAGGAGAUUGUGGCAGAAAUCAAAGAUAGAAGCAAAGGAGUUGUGGCUUUUUUUAAUAUCAUGACAUCUGCUAGCAUGAUGUUCUUUAUAUGGCUCAUAUUCCAGGUCGCAUACUAUAGAAUAAAGUAUAUGACCAGCGAGAAGUUUGAUAACAUUUACAUCACCCAUUACUUCAGGGAAAUUGACCAACGGAGGGCCAAAGUGGGCAAAGAAACUGUACUUCCUCUAACAAAAAAGGAGAAAACUAUUUAUGUACCAAUGAGCGGUUCCAGUUUGGCUCGUUCGGAAAAGCGGAGUCUUAAAAAAGCAGCUACAACCCUAGCUACAGCUUCGGUAAAACUAGCUACACAUAUGGCAGCUGACUACAGCUUAUACUGGAUUCUAACUCUGAUCUCUAAGCAUGCGAGAUAUCAGUCCAAAGUUCAAGCACCCAACUUGCCAAUGGCCCAUAUUACUGGAGAAGGCUUUUUAGCAAAACUGCUCAGAUCUAUAGUAAAUGCCUUCCAACCAGUGGGAAUCCAGUUGGAGAUUGAUACUGUCCCUUGCUUGCCUAUACCAAUACCUCCUGACUUAGACAGAUAUGCCCAAAUUGGAGUUACAAUAGUUCUUUGCUGGAUCCUGACUCUCUUGGAGCCAUAUGGGUUGAGACUAAGGAACUACAUUAUGGGGUACUACCACCCUAUAAGAGCUAAACAGAGGACCAUAUGGUUGUACAACCAUAUUUUAAGAUCCAGAAUCUCUUUCCUACUUAUGGCCAGAAGGAACUUCAGAAAAAAGUUUGGUAUGAAGGGAGGCUCCGAUGAAGUCGGAUGCAAGGACUGGUUAAGGUCCAGACUACCAUGUGCAAUUUUUAAAAUAUGCCUUGGAGAUGCACCUUUAACUUGCAUGCUUUGCGGUGAAAUUUACCGAGAGUCUAAGAAGAAACAAUUUAAGAAAUGUCACACCCCCAACUGUCCAGGGCUGUUCUGUCUGGAGUGCUUCGCAGACCUUAAUAAUAUAUGCCCGAUAUGCCUUAAACCUAUCGACUAUGGAGAUAUUGAUGAUAUAGAUGAAGAAAAGGAUUCUUCUGGAGAUGAAGCUCCCAAGAAGAAAAAACGCUGGUGCUCAUGCUUGCCCUGCUGCAAACCUAAAAAUGAUGAUGAGGAACCCUUUGUUGACCAAACAGAAGAGGAACAGGCAGACGGUAGUGAUACAUCAACAGACUACUCACAUGGUUACCAGUAUGACGAUGGGCAUGACGGACUUUCCCCAGCAGAAUCUCCAUGGAGAGAUGUAGAGAAGCAAGCCAUCCCAGAUGAAGCUAGUAUGGAGAGUUUUAGGGAGGGAGAGGAGCAAACUGUUACACUUGAUAAUCAGAUACUGCUACCAAAGGGUAAGGCGGCUCUAGUGAGGUUAGGUGUGACACUAGAAGAAGUAGAAGAGGAAGAAGUUGUUGUUGAUUAUGGACCUUAUCCAACUUCUUCAUGUAUAUGCAAUGCAAGAUCUUCGAAAGACCAAGAAACAGAAACAGAUCCUUUAUUGGCAAAUGUGUGUGCCUGUUCUCAAACUUUAACUCCAAGGAGGGUAGAGUUUAUUGGCUUACCCUUAGACCUUGACGAGGUCCACAGGCACAAAAACUUACCAAAUGAUUUUCCUUGUAUUUGCUCGGAUUCGGAUAAUACUGGAGUCCUUAAAAGCACGAUGUCAACCAGCCCCAAGUCCGACUGCAAGUAUUGUAAAUGCGAAAAUUAUGAAAUUAGAUCCCAUGUUUCCGUUGGAACUGACACAGAAGAAGAGUUGAGGGACGUAGUUCCCCCUCUUGAUCUAUCAUUCCUACAGAAAGAAGAUGAAAAGUGCAGCUGUGAUAAUCCUGUUUUAAGCAGCAGAUUCAGCUACGUAACUUACCAGGAAAUAAAUGAAACCCCAAAGGCAUUAAGCAGUUCCCUGGAAUCCUCUUCUGUGAUAUCAGCGCUAGAAAACCCACCAUCUCUGAGUUCGGAAGACGCUUCUCCAGUAUUACGAAAUAGAAAAAUCAGAAGAAGCGAGAAAUUUAUUCUGGCUAAGUCUGUAAACAGUGCCGAAAGUUAUGAGCUAAGCAAAGCCCAGAAUAGAAAAGUCAGGGACUAUUAUGAGGCCACUAAAGGCCAAACUACAUUUGAAACUACUCGAGUUAAACCGAAAAGGAGAUCAAUCAGCGAUAUGUUUAAGAAUCUUCUGCCACAGCGCAAAAAGGAUCCCGAAUAUCUGCCGCUUUACCAAACAGAUAUUCCAGAGGAGAUUGAAAUACGAUCCUACAAUUAUAACGAGGAGAACUGGAAUACCCUCAGCCCAAACACUGAUUCACCAACAUACCCGUUUGCUACCCAACGAUCCCAAGAAACUUCUGAUGAAGAACAACAGUUACUAGGAGGAUCAAGGAUCAGAGGAGGAGAGUGCCAGGGUAAAAUAUCAAAGAGAAAUCGCUCCACAAGAGGAGUUAAACCCUUUGACGCAAAAAGUGAGUUCAUUCUAGGCCGCGCAAGGCUUAAGGACUUUACAACACUCUCUCUUCCACCCAAACCAAAGCCCGCUAAUAGCAAGGAACUUUUUACUCACUACUUUGGGAAUGCUAGUAAUCCCAUUCCCACUGGAGUAGAGUUACAAUCAAUGAACUCUGCUAAUCCGUCAGGAACCAAGAAGGAAAGUAGAAUCGUCGAAGAUCUUAAUUCUUCUGCGUCUCUUGACGAGCGUCCUGCCUCUGAAUCAUUUUCUUCUGAAAGCACUCUAAGCGAAUCUGUUUGCAAACAACUUUUUGGUGAUCCUCCGGAAGGUGUAUGUCAACGUAGAUGUGCAGAAGAUACUAAGCAAACUUCCAAAAUUAAAGGCCUAGAAGAAAACGAAGAAGAUAGAGAAGAGGAAGAAUCCGAAAAGCUGGACGAAAGGGAAGAAGAUCAACAAAGUGAGGAAGAAGCAGAAGCUCAGCCUAGCGAGAAAUCUCAAGCUAACGGAUAUAGUCAAGAGAGUAUCGUUUCAGCGGUGCAACUAAAAGAAACACAUUCCUCCCGUUUAUCGUCACGAAGCAAGGGAAGUAAGGCAUCAGUAAGGAGCAAAGUACCCUCGGACAUUUCCGAAGCUUCAUCACAAAAAGUUCCAUUAAAAACUGAAAGUACACAGCAUCAGCUUCUGUAUAAAGACGAUAAGACCGAGAUAAGCCUUGUCCAGAAAUUAGACUCAGAUAAAUCGAGCAGACCAGAAAUUGCCAUUCCGGUAAGAUCCGGUCCUCCGAUUAAACUGAAAAUAUCACUCAAUAACACUAUUAUUCCAGUAGAAGAGGCUGAAGAUAUUGCCAUGAAAUCACCAAAGAGUCAAGAUAAAAUCACAGAAACCAAUGACAGUUUCCCACUUCACUGGAGUCCGUCUGAUGGCCGAAAUGGAAAAUUGAUCAUUUCAAAUGAUAAAAGGGUGCAAACUUCUGAUAACGAUAUUUACAAAAGUUCUGAAGUGCCAGUAAAAGGUCUAGAAAAUAAAUGUUGUUUGCCUCAACCAAGAAGUGCCGCCGCUUUCUAUUCUAAUGACUUACCAGAAAGGGAUUCUAGUUGCAAACGGAGCAACUGUAAAAGUUGUUUAUCUACUCCCACAGGCUCACAUUCAGAUAAUCGCUAUGCAGUAACUAGUGGAGUCUCGACAAGCCAUAAUGAAGUUGCAUGCAAAAAUAUUACAUGCAACUGUACAAUUUGUCGAAGUAACAAAGAGUCUCGCUCAACUCAGGAUUAUUCAACAUCUAGACCAUACGUUUCACCACAAGAACCUGCAUCAUCUUGUAGAUUCACUGAAGCCACAUUACCAUAUAAUGUAACAUCAAGACCAACUCCUUGUGGCUGUUGUAAUUGUAACUCACCAAGAGUUCCUUCGCCGCCAACUUUCCAUGACCCAUAUUUUUAUGCCCGGAAUCCGUUCUAUAACACCCCUGCCUUUCCUCCGGUAACUACCAGUCUUGAAAUGCAAGAGUACCUACCCCCGCCACCGCCACCGCCUCCAAGAAUGCCUCUAAGAAGACUUGCACGUCCUCGUCCCCCACAGGGAGGUAGAUGUGUGGAACAGUGUACCUGUGGAAUGGCACAGAGUCACGAAGCAUAUGGUGAGCAGUACGACUAUUCCAAUCGUGGUUCCAGUAAUACUGCUGACUUACCUUAUCAAAAUAAUGAGGAGUAUUUGGAGUUGGUACAAGAACUACAAGAUACUUUACACACGAGAACGAGUAAUCGAGUCAAAAAAGCCAGAGAAGCAUUCGAAAAUCGAAGCAAACAAAAUAAACCUCUGGAAAAACCAGUCAUUAAUUACGAUGAAACGGACGAAAGUGAAGAACCAAUCAUGCGCAGGAUCGAUCAGUUGAGGACGGAUAGGAAAAUGUGUUGCGCUAAGGAGAAGUGCGGUUGUAAAAAGAAUAGUUAUCCUCCAAGGAGAUCGAGUGAUAGCGAAAGGUCAUCCUCUUGGAUGAUGGAUCCUGGAUCUGGCGAAUGGCAUCGAAACGGAAAGCAAUCACGGCGCAGGCGUCAAGAGGAGCAGGAGGAUGAAUGUGAGUGUAAUUGCACUUGUGAAUGUCAUUGUUGAAUAAAGUGUCUAUGUUUUGA